Messenger RNA from Papilio machaon (common yellow swallowtail), 3171 nucleotides. RefSeq lists its product as uncharacterized. The record is from RefSeq and is a predicted model, not a curated record. Bases 695 to 2638 code for a protein of 647 amino acids. The transcript is spliced from 7 exons. Lineage: Eukaryota; Metazoa; Arthropoda; Insecta; Lepidoptera; Papilionidae.
CUAACAGUUUGGCAGUAAAUUAUGAAAAGUCCUUGAGAUCUAGUCUCGUAAGGAGUGCGGCUACGUCAUCGACGGUAUUUUUGUAGGUAUGUAUACCGCUAGCUUUGGCAUGAUUGGCCAACAAAGCCUUGUCGGCGGCCAUUUUGUUCAAUGCUGAGUCACCAAAAGGUGAAAAAUAUACAUGAAGCGCACUCCCCACGAGACUAUACAACGGUAUUGGGCAUUUCCCUCGUGAACACAAAAUUUGGGAUUCAUGUUCCCUCAAACUAUGCGUGAGGAUAGGAGAUAUUUCUGUAAUUUUUAUCCUGAAGGAUUUUCUUCAGUUUUGAAAAAGUUUUGACGAAUAAUAAUAUAAACAACUAGGAAGUUUCAAAAAGUUGCAAACAACAAGACGGAAGUUUGUUUUCCACCUUACCCUUAGUCGCCGCAGGUCGUCGCCGGCAUACACACGUUCGGGCGUAACUGAAUUUCUAAAAAAAUAAUUGUGUUGAAUAAACAACGAUCGCAUAUUUUAUGAAAGGAUUGAAAUAAUUACCUGUCAAGUUUUGAGUGCAGUUAUUACGGAGUGCAGUGUUAGUGCAAGUGUUUACGUAGCUUUCAGAAGCUAAUGUCACAAACGGACAUAUGAUGUAGUCGUGCCCAUCUCCUGGAUCUCAUGGACUAGUUGAGUACCGUGACUUAAGAAAACUCCAAUAUGACGGAAACCACGCUAGUGAAGGUGAAAACUGAGCGGCCCGAUGAGGCAGAGAUCAGGGAGUUGGCUGCAAAGAUGGUGGAGGCUAAUAAAGCGAAGGCACUAGCAGCUUCUGCAGCGGUGCCUCGUCCUCCACCGGGUUUGGCGGGAGCGGCACCAGUCGGUCCCGGGGGACAGAUGGGCAUCCUUAAUUACUUAAAUCGAAAGAACGGUGUAUCAAUUGAGUUGCAGCGGCCAACUUCUGACGAUAAAAAGACGCCGGCCCCUGAUGAAGCUAGUUAUAAAGGCCAUUUCGGUUGGGACAUGCUUGGCAAGUGUCAUAUACCUUACAUCUACCGGUCCGGCGAAAAGUAUGUUGCCGUUCGCAUGGUGGAGAUAAAACUUCUCAACAAGUACCUGAACUAUCUACACGCCGACAUUUACUCCUGUACGUGUAUCAGGAGCUAUUAUAUCACAGAAGUCGAAGCGCGGCUUCUCAACGAGAUAAACACGCGACAUUGUGACGGUCAGUUUGGUCGUGAUGCAUUCACGCAGAAGGAUUUAGUUGUGAGACUUUCGGACGCUUACGAGUUUUAUAAUUUCUUGGACGUUUGCUACAACAAAUUGUUACGUGGUACGACUAAUAACAAGGACAAGUGUGGCUUCAUUAGGAUAAAUAAGGAGUCGGUGGUGCCGUACACAGUGCGAGAUAAUCAGAAAUUUGUUCCAUUAUUUUAUUUUGAAGGUGAAACGGACAAUUUAAAGUUGAAAGCGGAUCAGCUGAAAGGCUGGGACCUGUCGUAUUUGAAAUUCUGCUGUAAAGUGCAAGGAAUACGGAAUGAACUGUUUGCUAGCGAAACUUGUUCUGUGAUCAGUUUGACGGAUAUUAAAAGCUACUUCCCGCCAGGAACAGAAUUCGAGGAGUAUUGGCCCAACAAAGUUGUGGAGUCGCAGCUACUAAUAUCAGCCAAAGGGUCUGCCUCAGGCGGUGGGCAAUGGACGCGUGCGCCACCCGCACCGCCGCCGGGCGCGAGCGCCAGUGCGCACUCGGCGGGCGGGGUGGGUGGUGCGGGUGCGGCGGCUGCAAUGGGCGGAGCGCGCGGGAGGCGGCCGCAAGCGCGGCACUCGCCCGCAGCUGCAGCUGCUGCGUUACAGUUGCCUCACGGGGGCAUCACCGCUGCUGCUGUUCAGGCUCUCGCCAACAACUGGAACCUGCCCGCUGCGCUCUCGCAGGCGCAGACGCAGCAGGUGCUGCGGCUCGCACAGGCACAGGUGGCUGCGCAGGCGCAGGCGGCGGCGCGCUACAACCUGGCGGCCAGCAUGCCGCAGCACCGGUCGCAGCACCAGCGUAAUGUGCAAUUUCCGAACAGUUCAAUAACAAUGGCGAUGGCGCAGCAGCCGCCCCCACCUCUGGUGCGGAGCACUGCGAACACCACCACCAUGAAUGUGCCACCGCAAGUCACUGGGACAAUGAAUGGCCACUCAACCUCUCUGUCCGUGGAGCCGCGCAAAAGGCUUACCCCUAUAGCAGACAUCAAUACAAAUGGCAGCCAUACGCCGUAUAAGGUGCAAAAAGCACUGGUGGAGAAUACGAUGGUGCCGUGCAUCAACGCGAAGCCCUACCAGUAUACAGAGUUGCUGAUGACUCUGCCCGACCUCGCCAGCCACUUCUUCCCCCGCGUGCCACUUGCCACAUGCCGCUCUAUGCUCGAGGCACUCGGCCUCACACUAUACAGGCCCAACUCUACUCAACUACAAGUGUUACGGAACUCUGGUAAAUGUAAAUCUGCGGCGGCGGGAGAGAAUGGGCUCGCGUUGGUGCAGAUCCGCGACGUGAUGCAGCACAUGUUGCAGAUCAAGUACAUGCUGCGGUCAGGCAUGGCUAUGGAGGAGCACACGCAGCAGCAGCCGCCGCGACCUGCGCACGCGCAUCCCCCGCACGCCAAGCGCGCACGCGCAAACUGAACCCUCGACACAAUAACUACCAACCUACACACGUGCUGACAGAAGAUCACACAGACAAUGAAAAGAGAUCUCUCAAAAGAACUAAUAGCGUCAUCAAAGGUCUUCUUCAAAACAAUAAAUCAAUUUGCUGUUUGAAAACACCGUAAACCAGAUCUUUACAUGGUUGAAUACCAUUACGCUUGAAAAAAAAUCAUUCCAGCUAUUUGGUAAAUGGAAAGUUGGUUUUCUGUUUGCAAGAUACUUCUGUGUUUUUGUCUGAUGUCCUGAAAAAUCUAUCUUUAAAAAGCUGGCCAAUCUUUCUGAUGAUUAACAAGAAUAGAAAUUUGUAAAAAAGUAAACCGUUUGUUGGCGCAACACAAUCUGAUAUAGUAAAUUUGUGGAAAAGUACCAGUGAAUUAAUUUAAGGAAAGGAAGUGGCUGAGACGUGAUGAACCUUGACACACUUUGUGUCAAUGUCAGUGUAACUAACUGAGAUUUGACUAAACUCAAGUGCGUAAGAACUCCAUCAGUGCAAAUAAACUUUUAUUACUUAU